AUGAGAGAUGAGGAGGAUGAGAGGAUCGCCAGGAAACCCAGGACAGAACAGGUCAGACCUCAGAAGUUCGGGGUUUUGGGUGGUCGGAGGAGAAAGGCAGGCGGAGUCAGCUUUUCCAAGAAGCAGGAGAUCCAGAGUCUACGACAACAUGUCGCCUUAGAUCUGGACGAUUAUGCCUCGGAUGAAUCUAACGUGUCCUAG
Bursaphelenchus xylophilus (pine wood nematode) is the source of this 201-nucleotide messenger RNA. Lineage: Eukaryota; Metazoa; Nematoda; Chromadorea; Rhabditida; Aphelenchoididae. The record is from the annotation of a GenBank genome assembly.